UGUCCCGACACUCCCGCGUCAUGAAGGUCUUGCUGCUCGUCGCUCUGGGUCUGGCCGCCCUGGCCGCCGCCCGACCCUCUGACAUCAUCGACAUCGAGGAGGACCACAUGGAGCACGAGCAGGAGGGCAUUCCAGGAACGGCCGUGGAGGGCGAGUACUCGUGGGUAGCGCCCGACGGCAACGAAUACGUCGUCAAGUACGUCGCCGACCACAACGGGUACCGCGUGGUCGAGGACAACGUUGUUCCCAAAGUUCGCAGCGACUUGCCUGAAGCUGAAGAGGACGAAGAGGCGGAGGAGGACGAGGAGGACGUCCCUGCGGUCAGAGCUGCUGCCGAGCUCGAGGAGGACGAAGGGGACGAGGAGGAAGCCGAGGAGGAGGAAGAGGAUUAGAUAUGUUCGAAAAUAACAACAAUAACAAAAACGUAUCUAGUUCUUAAGUUCGAUAUAUGAGAGAGUUAUAUUUCUUCCGUCGAGGAACGAUACGUACAAAGAGAGAGAAAGACCAAGAAAAAUAAUAGUAAUUUCAUUUCAUAAAAUGAGAACCAUUAAAAAAUCGUAUAUAGAGGCUAUUUGUGUGUAUAUCAAAGGAAAGAUAAAUAUUUUCAGAAAUUAUUACGAAGCGAUUGCAAAAUGUCCGAAUAACAUACGUACAAGUUAUAAGCUUUAUAAUGAGUGAUAAUCAGUACUUAUGGUAUAGAUGUCACUACUAAUAAAAAUGUGUAUUUA
Penaeus chinensis is the source of this 728-nucleotide messenger RNA. Its product is annotated as larval cuticle protein 16/17-like. The transcript has 2 exons. Gene Ontology annotation, molecular function: structural constituent of chitin-based larval cuticle. Lineage: Eukaryota; Metazoa; Arthropoda; Malacostraca; Decapoda; Penaeidae. The coding region runs from base 21 to 392 and encodes 123 amino acids. Gene Ontology annotation, cellular component: chitin-based extracellular matrix. The record is from RefSeq and is a predicted model, not a curated record.